GUUAUCUUGGGAAGAAGACUCAGGGAAGGUAAGGAAGGAGUGGGAAGGUCAAGUCACAAUCAGUUGCUCAGGCGUGGUCGCUGUGUUAGCUUCGUUUAUCCGGGUUUGGUCGCUUCUUAUCAGCGUUUGCGUUUUGGUUUGUGUUUGUGUUUCGAGAUCAGAUGCCUCGCGUAUCCAGGGACAAGAACAAUGUGAGCACAGUCCACAAGCAGGGGCAAAAAACUAACGUCAUGUCUCACACGGUCACAGUAACGAGGACUACCACAACCACAUCAACUUCCGCCAUCAUCAUCAACACUGGAUAUAUGAAAACGUUUCCGGGGCUCCUCAAGCUCCUCGAAGUUGUUGUAGGUGGUGUAGCGCUUACCCUAAUCUGUGUUUACAUCAAUGACUAUUACACCCGAUAUGGCGCCCUUUCGGAACAGUUCUUUCUUGCUGCAGUGACAACGGUGUUUGUAGCUAGUUUCUGCCUUCUAUUAUCAUGUUUGCUGUCAUUAUCAACGGCAACUAUCAUUGCCAAAACUAUGUUUAUUCUUGGUGGUUUGUGUCAGACUAUGUUAAUGAAUUUCGGACCCGCUCAAGCACAAUUAAUUGGUAUGUCUUUCUAUUCCCUUCUAUCAGCAAAUGCUGCUGCUACCUCUGGAGUUACUCUGCUGCUGACGUGCUAUGUUAUAUCGGAAAAUACCUACCACCUAAUAAAGACAUCUAUAUUUGAAAUCGUCUUCAAUUUAAGCGCUGCUUUUUCUUAUCUCAGUGCUUCUACAUGCCUGGCAGUAGCAGUAAAUGUAUACCUUUAUCCUGUAUAUUUGGUGACUAUGGGGUUUAUAUCUUACCCUGCAAUGAUUGCUGCUUAUACGAUAGGAUUCGCUUUAGGAAUAACACACGCUGUUGACGCUUACCAUGCUUAUCGACACUACAAAGGAUUCCCCACUAACUAAAUCUAUUUGUGAGAGCUGAUCAAACAUUAUCUCUGAAAAGAACAGCCUGAUUCAAUACUUUAUUUGUUAUUAAUACAACUAGAUAUUUUUUGUGAAUUUAUAACAAUUGGGUAGUUGGAUUUUUAUUAAUUGAUUUUAUGUACAAAGAUAUAAGGAAAUAAUCUUGUCAUUUUUUAAAAUUUAUAUUGAAUCAAAUUUUUGUUAGCACAACUACCAGCAGUUCUUAAAAACAGUGUUUUUCAAUUUUGUUUUUUAAAAUAAACUUUACUAGAAAUAUUAAAUUUUUACUAAGUAUUAUUUUAUUACAUAAGAAUAAUUAUGUAAAAUAAAUAUAACUUUAUACUUAAAGAAUUAAAAUUCUUUGCUUAUUAAUUAUAGAUAUUAUUUUCAAUGAAAAUAAAAUAUAUUAUUUUAUUUAUUUAUGUUGUAUAAAUAUAAGAAUAAACGUAUUUUUGUUUUAUUUUAAUUGUGUAAUCAAUUUGUAAUUAUUAUGAAUAAGUAAAUAUUCCUCUAACAGCUUAUUCUUAUGUCUAAUGUCUAUAACUUAAUAUUAAUACCUAAGAUUAAACAUUCAUUCUAAUGUCUAUAUCUUAAUAUUAAUACCUAAGAUUAAACAUCCAUUAAUCACUUUGUUUAUCACAGAGAAUAAUUUUAAAUAGAUUAUGAAUGAAAAAGAGUUAUUAUUUAAUCUAUACAAAAUGGAAAAACCAGGCAAUCUGAGUAAAAAGUACUAAUACUAUUUCCAUUUCUACCAUAAGUAUCUUAAAACA
This is a messenger RNA of Nezara viridula (southern green stink bug), 1708 nucleotides long. Lineage: Eukaryota; Metazoa; Arthropoda; Insecta; Hemiptera; Pentatomidae. The record is from the annotation of a GenBank genome assembly.